GUAAAACGUCCUUGAGAUUUUCAUAAGACGGGUUGUGAGAUCGAUCGGCGACGAACUUGUUUUUUGAUCGAUCUACGUUUCCUCUCCGAUCUCCGAUCUCCUCCUGUCAGAUUCCUCUUUCAAACUUUUUCGCGAUCUUUCUCUAUUUGGGUGUUCGUCGUACAAAGCUGCCUUCUCUCGAUUCUUCUGCAUAAUUUGUGCCCCAGAUUUUGUGUGGAUUUGCUUUCGGAGUUAAAGUAGAUGGCAGGGGAAAGGUGUGAUCUUAACAAGGACGAAGCGAAGAUUCUCAAACCCUCGUCGUCCUCUUCGCCCCCUCCGUUGCCAUCGCAGCCUUCUCUUUUGGCCCCUCAAGAAUUUCCAGCUCCGGAGAGGCCCGAGAGGCUCCAAGCUCCUGUCGCUCCGAUCUCCUGCCCGCUGAAGCCCGAGGAAGAGCGCCGGUCGUCCCCGCCCAUCAAGCGCUGCCUGAUCUGCAGGAAAAGGGUGGGUUUGACCUGCUUCCGCUGCCGCUGCGGCGAUCUCUUCUGCAAUCUCCACCGAUACUCCGAUGCUCAUGACUGCUCUUUCGAUUACAAGGCGGCUGGUAGAGAGCAGAUCGCCAAGAACAACCCUCUCAUAAGAGCUGCAAAGAUCAUUAAAAUAUGAGGUUACGCUGCUUCUGUUCUUCCCUCAACUUCAGCUUGCAGUCUGAUUGAAUUGCAUUCUGUCUCAAUCAUCCAGAGAUUCAACCCAGAUUUCUUAGCAUGUGUUCUCUACUACUGAUAUCUGAUGAAUGAUCAGCCAGAAAUUUUGCAUGAUUCAAAUCAAAUUUCUGUGUAGAAUUUCUUUCUUGAAACUUGAAAAAAGAAGCUUCUUCUUCCAUUGUUAAGGUCUUUGCUUGUUUAGAAACUGACAUGGAAGUUUGAUGUGCCUAGUUCUUCAAAUUCCUUGAUUCUUAUUAUGAGUUAGAUAAUUUGGAAGCACUUUGAUAUCAGUAAUAGAAAACUUUGCUUGUUUCU
Zingiber officinale is the source of this 995-nucleotide messenger RNA. Its product is annotated as zinc finger AN1 domain-containing stress-associated protein 15-like. The transcript is spliced from 2 exons. Gene Ontology annotation, biological process: protein ubiquitination. The record is from RefSeq and is a predicted model, not a curated record. The coding region runs from base 241 to 642 and encodes 133 amino acids. Gene Ontology annotation, molecular function: ubiquitin-protein transferase activity; zinc ion binding. Lineage: Eukaryota; Viridiplantae; Streptophyta; Magnoliopsida; Zingiberales; Zingiberaceae.